This is a messenger RNA of Closterium sp. Naga37s-1, 1152 nucleotides long. Lineage: Eukaryota; Viridiplantae; Streptophyta; Zygnematophyceae; Desmidiales; Closteriaceae. The record is from the annotation of a GenBank genome assembly.
AUGGACCCCCUGCUCAUUACAGUCACGGGGCUCUGCUUUGUGUUCUUAUCCGUGGGGUUGAGCUGGUACUUUUCUCCGGACCUCCUAGCCCACGUGCCACGCCCGGUUCUUGUCCUCUUCGCAGUCCUCCUGUUCCUCUACCAGACGUUUGAUGCAGUGGACGGGAAGCAGGCCCGGCGCACGGGCGCAUCUAGCCCUCUGGGCGAGCUCAUGGAUCACAGCUGCGAUGCUGUGUGCUGCACGCUGGAGGUGCUGCCAUUUGCAGCAGCGGGCAUGAUGGGGUCGCACGCGCCUCUCUUCUGGCUUGUCUCAUCCUCCACGUUCUUCUUUGCCAGUUGGGAAACCUUCUUCACGCACUCCCUCGUGCUGCCCAUUGUGAACGGCCCCACAGAAGGCCUGCUCACUCUCUGCGGCUUCUUUCUCUUCACGGCGUACAAGGGUCAGGACUGGUGGGGAGUUCCCCUAUUCCCGCCAUCCAGCACCAUCCACAUGCACACGCACCUGCCACUCCUCCAACGCAUCGCCUCGCUGUCCCGUCUGGACCUGCUUCUGCUCGUGCAGUUCCCUCUAUUCGUCUUCCCCACGGCUGUGAGCAAUUUGACAACGGUGCUGAGAGCAGUGAGGUCUGGGGAGAAGGAGAGGCGCAAAGCAGGGCAAGCAGUGCCCUUUGCCGACACCACACUCUUUGCUGCCCUGCUGCUAGUCCCAUAUUUCGCCCUAGCAAGCUUCACAGUUGCUUGGGCAGUAAUGUCUCCUUCAGCCGUUAUUCCCAAUCACUCGCACUUCUUCUUUCUCGCCCUCUGCUUCUCCUUCGCUCUUAUCGUGGGCCGAAUGAUACUCGCGCACCUCACCAGGGAGAGUGAAGGGCUACUAGCAGGCAUGAUGCAGCCUCUUUUCUUCCUCACCAUAGCACUCGUUAAUGCGGCCUGGCCCCACUUCACCAAAAGCACCGCGUCUCCUGGGCCCCUUCAAACCCCUCUUCCGGAGUUUCCAUUGCUGCUGCUGUAUGCUGCACACACAGGUUAUCUUUACGCCCACUUUGCAGUCGGGGUGUGUUACGACAUUUGUAACACACUUGGCAUCUACACCUUCCAAGUGGGAUUCUUCAAAAGGGCCCACUGUUCUCAAUCCUCAAUUGAGAUCUGUACGUGA